Messenger RNA from Zasmidium cellare ATCC 36951, 843 nucleotides. RefSeq lists its product as uncharacterized. The transcript has a single exon. The coding region runs from base 1 to 843 and encodes 280 amino acids. The record is from RefSeq and is a predicted model, not a curated record. NCBI's taxonomy places the organism in Eukaryota, Fungi, Ascomycota, Dothideomycetes, Mycosphaerellales, Mycosphaerellaceae.
AUGUCUGGAAAUGGCACCAAAGACCUGGCCAAAGGCGCCCCAGACCCAGGGAAAGCGUCUACGCCCGGAGAACGUCAGCAGAUGUUGGAGGCUGUCGCCGCCUCUCAAAAGAUUGCAAAAGCACGGGAGUAUGCCCAAAGUCUACGAGACAAGGCUGCGAAGGCCAGGGAUCCGAAAGAGAGGGAGAAGUUCUUCCGCGAGGCGUAUGCCAAAGAGGUCGAGGCACAUGGGGAACAGAGCAAGCUCUCACGACGCAUGCAGUCGGGGACAUGGCAAGGCAUGUUUGGGGGAGGCGGUAUAGGUCUAGGAACCGGACUUGGUUUGGGCGCAGUGGUUGGCACCUUGGUUGGCACGAUUGUCUCUGUGCCGACUACAGCACUGGGGACACUUAUUGGAGCUGGCGUUGGAGCGAUACACGGACCUUGGAUCACUAUUGGCGGUAUCAAGAAGAAGUGGACCGAAGCCUCGCCCGAGGAAGUAGUCGACUACUAUCAAGCAGAAGAAGGAAAGGCUGAGGCUGCACAGCAACAAGCAGGUAUGGCUGCUGAGGGUGGUGGUGACCAGCCUCUGCCUCACGCAGAGCCUACUGGGACCGCUGUCAAGAGAAAGCCCCGCAAGUUGGAAGUGAGGUCGAAAGCAGUUGCAACAGGGUCUGCUCCUGCUAUAGAAGAAGCCCCUACUACCACCGAAGUUCAGAGGCGGAAGCCGAGGAAACUCGACUCCAGGUCUCAAUCGAGAGAUGCAGGUCUUCAGAGAAGUCGAAGCAGCUAUGGGAAGGAGAAUCUAGGCGAGCUACCUCCGACCAAAGAGGCUGAGGAUAGUGGCUAUGCUGAAGAUGGAUGA